This is a messenger RNA of Sphenostylis stenocarpa, 648 nucleotides long. Lineage: Eukaryota; Viridiplantae; Streptophyta; Magnoliopsida; Fabales; Fabaceae. The record is from the annotation of a GenBank genome assembly.
AUGUUGCAGCUACUCUACACUGCGAUUUUCAGCGAAAUGCUUCUGAUUCUCACCCUCGUUUUCAAGACUCCACUCAGAAAACUCGUUAUCGUUUCCCUUGAUCGGGUCAAGCGCGGUCGUGGCCCCGUCGUGGUGUCCACCGUGGGCGCCACAUUGGUGGUGGUUCUCUCUUCCAGCCUCUACAGCAUGGCCAAGAUCCAGCAACGCACCCUCGAGGCCGGUAUGCUCAACCCCACCGACCAAGUCCUCAUGUCCAAGCACAUGCUCGAAGCUUCUCUCAUGGGGUUUUUACUGUUCCUCUCUCUGAUGAUUGAUAGAUUGCACCACUACAUAAGAGAGCUUCGCUUACUCAGGAAGACCAUGGAAGCUAUUAAGAAACAAAGCCGAAGUUUUGAAGAAAGCAAAAAUGGUAAUACAGUGGAACAAAAAGCAUUGACUGUAGAAAUUGCCACAUUGAAGUCCAAAAUUAAGAAACUGGAAUCUGAAUGUGAGGAAAAAGGAAAUGUGGCCAAGACUUUGGAAACUGAAGUAGAGGCUCUUAAGAAGCAGUCUGACGGGUUCCUUAUGGAAUAUGAUCGCCUCUUGGAAGACAACCAGAGUCUUCGGAGUCAGUUGCAGGCCAUUGACCAGAGCUCUAAGCAAUCCUGA